Messenger RNA from Diachasma alloeum, 609 nucleotides. Its product is annotated as MKRN2 opposite strand protein. The record is from RefSeq and is a predicted model, not a curated record. The transcript has a single exon. Bases 1 to 609 code for a protein of 202 amino acids. Lineage: Eukaryota; Metazoa; Arthropoda; Insecta; Hymenoptera; Braconidae.
AUGAGUGAGAAUUUCGAAAUAAUUUGCUUCAAACACUGCGACGAGCGUUCGAUAUUCUGCAGAGAGGUGCCCCGAAGCUGUCCCACUUGCGCCGAAGUCAUAACCGAUUUUUCGCACACUCCCUUCCAACUGCCGAACCCGUUCUCCAACGGGAGGGACAAGCCCACGUCGAUAAUCAUGAAACCAUCGUCAGGAAUCUUCCUGGACGUGUCUUACAGACCGGUUGAUGAUCUGCACAUCGGCAUUGUCGAUUCAAAGCGCCGAAUUUUCGAAUACGAUCAGCGGGGGUUCGUCUUCAAUGACUUCACCAAGUGGAGGCACUGCAUAUCGUUCGACGGACUAGUCCCCGAGUCUUGGUCCGAGCAUUGGGACAAUGUCCUCGUGGAUUUGUCGAGAAGCCCCCAGUGGAAGGAUUCUCAUUACCACCCGGUGGAAUUCAAUUGCUUCGAUUUUAUUCUCGAGUUCAUAAAGAAACUCGGUUGCAAGGAUUUUUUGUAUGAGAGCAAAGAACAUGUCUGUAGGGACCUGAUUUUACCUAAGAUGAAGGACGCAUUGAGGUACAUUGCGAUUUAUAACAGCUUGAGGGAUGCGAAUUGUUAUAUCAGAUGA